CCCGCCCGCAGUCUUUCCUCCCCUUCCCUGCCCGCCGCCCCUCGGCCCGUGGGUGCUCGGGGACCCACCUUCUGCGCGCCUCGCGUCUGCUCCCCCGUCCCCGCCGCGGCCCGGCUCCCCCGUGGCCCGCGCCCCCCGCCGCCACCCCGCCUGCUCGGGGGAGGGGAGAGGGGGGCAGGUGGGCGGGCACUAUUGUUGUAGGAGUCGGCGCCAGAUUCCUCAGCCGCGCUCGGGGUGGGACCAGCAGGGUUCGGGGGGUGGGGUGGGGGAGCGCUGAUUUGAGCUCGAAGCAGCUGGGCUUCUCGACUCGCUCCUUCCUUUGCGCUCUGUCGCUCGCCGUCACUGCCCGCCGGGCUGCGGGGCUCGGUGGCAUCUUUCGGGUGCGGCCGCUGCCCUCGCCCACUACCUCCGGGCCGCUCCCGCCCCCGGCGCCGCUCGCUUCCCCCCACCCGGACUCCCCCAUGUAUGACGAUUCCUACGUGCCCGGGUUUGAAGACUCGGAGGCGGGUUCAGCUGACUCCUACACCAGCCGCCCAUCUCUGGACUCAGACGUUUCUCUGGAGGAGGACCGGGAGAGUGCCCGCCGUGAAGUGGAAAGCCAGGCUCAGCAGCAGCUUGAAAGGGCCAAGCACAAGCCAGUGGCAUUUGCUGUGAGGACCAAUGUCAGCUACUGUGGUGUACUGGAUGAGGAGUGUCCAGUCCAGGGCUCUGGAGUCAACUUUGAGGCCAAAGAUUUUCUGCACAUUAAGGAGAAGUACAGCAAUGACUGGUGGAUCGGGCGGCUAGUGAAAGAGGGCGGGGACAUCGCCUUCAUCCCCAGUCCCCAGCGCCUGGAGAGCAUCCGCCUCAAGCAGGAGCAGAAGGCCAGGAGAUCUGGGAACCCCUCCAGCCUGAGUGACAUUGGCAACCGACGGUCCCCUCCUCCAUCUCUAGCCAAGCAGAAGCAAAAGCAGGCAGAACACAUUCCCCCAUAUGAUGUGGUGCCCUCCAUGCGACCUGUGGUGCUGGUGGGGCCUUCUCUGAAAGGUUAUGAGGUCACAGACAUGAUGCAGAAGGCGCUCUUCGACUUCCUCAAACAUAGGUUUGAUGGCAGGAUCUCGAUCACUCGUGUCACAGCUGACCUCUCACUGGCAAAGCGAUCUGUGCUCAACAAUCCUGGCAAGCGGACCAUCAUAGAACGCUCCUCCGCCCGCUCAAGCAUUGCUGAAGUACAGAGUGAGAUCGAGCGCAUAUUUGAGCUGGCCAAAUCUCUGCAGCUAGUGGUGUUGGAUGCUGAUACCAUCAACCACCCAGCACAACUGGCCAAGACCUCACUGGCCCCCAUCAUCGUCUUUGUCAAAGUGUCUUCACCAAAGGUACUCCAGCGUCUCAUCCGCUCCCGAGGAAAGUCACAAAUGAAGCAUCUGACGGUACAGAUGAUGGCAUAUGAUAAACUAGUUCAGUGCCCACCAGAGUCAUUUGAUGUGAUUCUGGAUGAGAACCAGCUAGAGGAUGCCUGUGAGCACCUGGCUGAAUACCUGGAGGUUUACUGGCGGGCUACUCACCACCCGGCCCCCAGCCCUGGUCUUUUAGGACCUCCCAGUGCCAUCCCUGGACUUCAGAACCAACAGCUGCUGGGGGAACGUGGCGAGGAGCACUCCCCCCUCGAGCGGGACAGUUUAAUGCCCUCUGAUGAGGCCAGCGAGAGCUCACGCCAAGCCUGGACAGGUUCUUCACAGCGUAGCUCCCGUCACCUAGAGGAGGACUAUGCAGAUGCCUACCAGGACCUAUACCAGCCUCACCGCCAACACACCUCGGGGCUGCCUAGUGCUAAUGGCCAUGACCCCCAGGACCGGCUCCUAGCCCAGGACUCAGAACAUAACCGCAAUGACCGGAACUGGCAGCGCAACCGGCCCUGGCCCAAGGAUAGCUACUGACAGCCUCCUGCUGCUCAACCCAGGCAGGCGCAGGCACAGCUAACUGGGGAACUCACUCACUCCAGGUUGGCAGGUUGGAGUUAGACUGGCAUUAGGCUGGCACUAGGCUCAGCCCCCACAAUCCCUGACCAGCCCCAGCUCCAGGGCUACCUGGAGUCCCAAGGUUUUGGGAGCAGGGGGCCCUCUUACCUCCUGGGCAGUGACCCAUGUAGGCUCCCAUACCAGGUACUAGCUGUGUGUUCUGCACCCCUGGCACCUUCCCCUCCUGCACAAAAAGCUGCCCACUGGGCAGUGCCCUCAGGCCAGGAUCCCCUUAGCAGGGGCCUUCCCAUCGCUCAGGGAAGGGAUGCUCCCUCAAUGUGAGAGGAUGGUGGUGUGGGCCGCACGACAUGAAGAAACAAGGUCUCUGAGCAGGUAUAGGUGAUUACAGUCAAAGGACUCAGGGGUUGUGCUCUGGGGUCUAAGAGCCCCUACUCGCCUCACUGCCACACAUUAGAGAUAAGACAAUCAAAGCCCACCAGGUGCCACUCCCAUCUGUCAGCUAGGGCAGGGCAUCUAAGCACAGCACUGGAGCAGUAGGCAGCCUAGGCCUGGCCAGAGCAACACCUCACAGCUGAAGCUCUUGGAAGGAGGGCUCUCCUCACGCUGCCGGGAAG
Messenger RNA from Elephantulus edwardii (Cape elephant shrew), 2572 nucleotides. RefSeq names its product calcium channel, voltage-dependent, beta 3 subunit (gene CACNB3). The record is from RefSeq and is a predicted model, not a curated record. Gene Ontology annotation, molecular function: high voltage-gated calcium channel activity; protein binding. Gene Ontology annotation, cellular component: voltage-gated calcium channel complex. The transcript is spliced from 13 exons. Lineage: Eukaryota; Metazoa; Chordata; Mammalia; Macroscelidea; Macroscelididae. The coding region runs from base 462 to 1916 and encodes 484 amino acids. Gene Ontology annotation, biological process: regulation of voltage-gated calcium channel activity; neuromuscular junction development; calcium ion transmembrane transport.